GCUUUGCACCGAAGAGGCCAUGUGGUUGAGCUGGCACUGCUGACACUGGCCGUGUUGCUGCUGCUGAUCUACCUGCACUUGAAGAAGCUCCUGGAAGUGCAGGAGGUGAUGAAGGACUGCUUGGUCUCCAGCAAGGUCCUGUUGGAGAUGAUGGCGCGCCCACAAGUGAUGCUGACAGAAGAGGAAUUG
This is a messenger RNA of Durusdinium trenchii, 189 nucleotides long. The record is from the annotation of a GenBank genome assembly. NCBI's taxonomy places the organism in Eukaryota, Dinophyceae, Suessiales, Symbiodiniaceae.